Patiria miniata (bat star) is the source of this 7061-nucleotide messenger RNA. Its product is annotated as DDB1- and CUL4-associated factor 6-like. NCBI's taxonomy places the organism in Eukaryota, Metazoa, Echinodermata, Asteroidea, Valvatida, Asterinidae. The transcript is spliced from 17 exons. Gene Ontology annotation, biological process: positive regulation of transcription by RNA polymerase II. Gene Ontology annotation, cellular component: Cul4-RING E3 ubiquitin ligase complex; cytoplasm. The record is from RefSeq and is a predicted model, not a curated record. The coding region runs from base 112 to 3333 and encodes 1073 amino acids. Gene Ontology annotation, molecular function: protein binding.
UACGGUCACCCUGUUGUUAAACGCUUAGGCCCCCGCAGCUCAGGCUCACAAUAUUAUGGAUUUGUUUUGUCUGAAAGGUGUUUGUAGUUUGUAACCAUUAUUGAGUAUAACAUGAAUCGGAGGAAUAAAUUCUAUAGUAUUGACAGGCAAAGAGGGUUGGGCUUCAGUAAUGAACGGGCCACGAGAGAAGCGAUCAUUGGAAGCACAGACUUUAUGCAGAGAUUGAAGCUAGAGCACAAGCUGGAUAUUCACAGAGGAUGCGUGAAUACUAUCUGCUGGAAUGAUAGUGGCUAUAGAAUCCUAUCAGGUGCUGAUGACAAACAACUGUGCAUAUCUGAUCCAUACAAACGCAAGAAACUCACAAGCAUAGCAUCUGGCCAUCGAGCUAAUAUCUUCAGUGCUAAAUUCAUGCCGUGUUGCAAUGAUAGUCAGAUUGUUUCUUGCUCUGGGGACGGUCAGAUAGCAUUCAAUGAUGUGGAAAACACUGCACAUCACGGUGAACACAUGUUCAACUGCCAUUAUGGAACUGCUUAUGAGGUAGUGACUGUGCCUAAUGACCCAUACACUUUCCUGUCUUGUGGUGAAGACGGCACAGUCCGAUGGUUUGAUCUUCGUAUCAAGAAUAAAUGUAUGAAAGAAGAAUGUCGAGAGGAUGUAUUAAUCAACUGUCGUCGUCCUGUGACAUCACUUGCAAUCAAUCCCAUCAUGCCUUAUCAUCUUGGUGUUGGUUGCUCAGACAGCACUGUGCGUGUCUUUGAUCGCAGGAUGCUUGGAACACGAUCAACAGGUAACUACAGUGGUCGAGGCGUCCAAGGCAUGUUCUGCCGUUUCUGUCCUCCACAUCUUCAAAAUAAGUACAAUCGGCCGACAUCUCUCCAGUAUUCUACAGCUGGUAAUGAGAUACUAGUCAGUUACUCUUCAGAUUACAUCUACCUGUUUGCUACGGAUACUUUCAAGAAGCAGACAGUAUAUGAACAUCAUGAAGGGUUAACCGAGAUGGGUCUUGAGGCAUCAGGAGGCUCAGCCAUGGCUGAUGUUGAUGAGAAUCCUGUGGUCAAUCCAAUCAAGAGGUUACGUCUCCGUGGUGACUGGUCUGAUACUGGACCUAAAGCAAGGCCAAGAGGUGAACAAGCAGAGUCCCAACCACGUCUUACCAUCAUCCAACGUAUGUCUGAGAUGCUAACACGUUGGUUAGAUGAUUCCACAUCUUCUCAUGCUAGACGUACAGCCUCCGCUGCAACAUCAGCUGAAACCACUAGUUCUCAAGAACAACCAUCAAGUGAUGCAGCUGGACCAUCUACAGCACAGCAAGCUACUUCCCGCUUCAGCUCUCUCCAGAGAACCUCCACUGAACAAGCAGCAAGUGCAGCUAUCCAACAACGACUUAAAGAUGCAAUGACGUCCCGAAUCAAAGCAAACAAACAAAGUACUGCAGCUGAUGAGGCGUCAACAAGUAGCACAAACCAAAGACAUGAUGAUGAAGUCUCAACAUUAGAACUUCCAUCCAUACAUGACACAGCUUCCAAGGACUCAGAUCAGAGAGGUGCACAGAGGAACCAAUCUGAAAGUUGCGAUACAUCAGAAGGACCAGAUAACCACGUCUCAAAAGUGAGUGAAACUCAGAAGUUGCAUCGUGAAGGUAGUGAAAUGGUUGAAGCAGUAUCAGUGGAAGGUAUCAGUGCAAUAUCAAGCAGUGUGCAAUCAUGUAUGCAGAUAACACCUAGAGACAAUAGAGCUGAUGACAGUAAUAAACCAUCAGCAUCUGAGGGUCAUGGUAAAGAUACUGAAGACAAAAUGUGUAGCAAUAGCAUACAGCAGAAUGAGACUGAUGACAACACCAAGACUGACUCCAAGAAAAGAAAGAGAAGUCCAAAUAGCUCAGCAUCUUCAAGUAGUCUGACCGACGAUCCUGCCUUGGACAAAGAUCAUCAAGACACGUCUGGGAAGUCACGUAGUAAGAGGAACAGCAAGAACCAGAGAAAGCUGACGAGGGAAGGAUCAUCAGGCGAUGAGUCAAGCUCGAGUGAUUCAGAGUCAGACAAAAUCCCUAAGAAAACACUGGGUAGCAACAAUGAUGACUUGAAUCCAAUCCCAUCAAGAGCUGCUGAACCUGAUAGCUCAAGACCACUCACAAAAGACGUGCCUGCAAAUAGAGACUCGCGGUUAAGCAGCAGUACUGAAAAUCUUUCAAAAGUGGAUGAGGGUCCAACACAAUCACAGUUAACGACACAGGAGGGAGAAGUACCGAUGGAGUUGGAAACGGCCCCACAAUCACCCAAGACUUUAGAAGGUUCUAGUCACACAUCACUCCAAAGCAGUCCUAUGGAGACCAGCAUGCCGGCUGAAGUAGUAAUCCAUCAAGGGAAUGGGAACUUGAGACAAGUCAAACCUGAUGAGCAGAGUCAUGGUCAAGGAAACCAGUCUUCAAUAUUUGCCCUGCGAGACAGAAUGGAAGAUACCAAUCCUCAGGAACGAAGAACUGGUCAGUAUAGUGUUAUAAGUCAAAAACAACGUCGUAUUAGUGUGAGCGGUCCUGCUGGUACUCCACCACCUAGCAGUGAGGUACCUAGUACAUCAAGCCAAGGUACAGAGAGACUGAUGGGUGCAACAGCAUCUAAUGUGGCUUCAGGGGAUAUUUCUCCUGAGAGUCCAUCUAUUACAUGUAGUGAGAGUGAUAGUGAUGAGGAUCUCAUCCUGAGGCCACCCCGACUGCGCAGAAGACGUCGACGUCAUGAAAGCAAUGAUGAUACCAGACGGCCUCGCCCACCCAGUGUGACAGAGUCCAGAUUACGUGAGUUAUUCCUAGCACGUAGAGAAGCACGAGAAAAAGGAGAGGCACGCGAAAAAGGGGAGAUGCAGCAUAGUAAUGUUGUCAUGCCAGAAGUCAAGAUGGUGUAUAAAGGUCAUCGCAAUUCAAGAACAAUGAUUAAACAAGCCAACUUCUGGGGUAGUAAUUUUGUGCUGAGUGGAUCAGAUUGUGGUCAUGUCUUCAUUUGGAAUCGACACACUGCUGAGCUUGUCAUGCUGCUAGAGGGCGAUAGACACGUAGUCAAUUGUGUCCAGCCACAUCCAUUUGAUCAUUUGUUAGCUACAAGUGGUAUUGACUAUGAUGUCAAGCUAUGGUCUCCAUCAGCAGAGGUGCCUAGUGUACCUGAAGAGGCUACUGAGGUGAUGAGAAUCAAUGAAUUAAUGCUUGAUGAGACAAGGGAUACUAUCACAGUGCCACCAUCGUUCAUGUUGCGUAUGCUAGCGUCCCUCAAUCAUCUCCGAGAAGAGCGUCGACGUUCACGAGAAUCCCCAUCUAGUGGCAACAGUACAGAUGAUGAGGGCUGAGUUGUCUGAUGGAUGCUGGCUGUAUCAUCUACCAUCUUGUGUGCUAACAUGGGAUACCCAGCUUGAGCCAUCCAAGUUUGCAACUGGGGCUGUUUACCACAGUGUGGGCCACAGUGAUCAUUCCUGUGCAAGGACAGGAUCUGUUUGGAAACUUGUUCGUGAAAAAAUGCAAGUACUAGAAGUGGUAAUGGUCCAUCAUGUAACAAUACACCCACAAUGUGAUAUGAACCUGAAAUGUAAUCAUUUGGGUCUGUAAUGUAACAAGCCACAUGCACAGAUCCUGCAAGUUACAGAAAGGUCUUUCAAAGAUGUAUUGUCUGUACUUUUCUUCGAAUUUCACACUGAAAAAUAGGGGUUUUUUUUUUAUUGUUAUAUUCGAGCAUUAAACAAAUUGUUCACCUAUGCAUGAGACAUUGAAUGAAAAAAAUCAGUCCAUGAUUUGUUUUGGAAUAAUUACUUGGCAAAAUUCAAGUUAUUUGCCGCCAAACAUAAUUCAGUUCUUGCAGGACAAAGUGGUUUCCAACUUACUAUCAAGGAUGAAUGUACAAACUAAAAUUGGUCUGCUCACUGGGCAGAUCUAUUGGUUUGCCAGAGCAACCCUAAAUUAAAGCCCUUUUCAAAGGGUUGCAGACGCCCAAAAAGAAAAGACAUGGGGGGGGUGGGGGUUAAUAUAAAACAUAAAAGUUGAGAAUUCGUUUGAAGAAAAAAAAUCGAAUUUGUUGAAUAUCACGGCCCACAUGGGCUACAACAGCAAAAGAAUUCAUUAUAGAGUUGGAUGAGAUUGUCUGAAUCACUGUGGUGUGUUGUUAUAGAGUAAGUACUAAUGAAACAAUCUUGGAACAUUAUUUAGAAUGUUGAUAACCUUCAUGUAAGUUAACUAAAACGUCUUUUAAUGAUAUUCCUAAUGGUAAGGUAUGCAAGAUUCGGAAGUUUAUUUCACAUUUUCGGGAAUACUUUGCAACAUGCUGUGCAAUAUAAACUUGGCAUUACAUAAGUAUUGGUGCUUUGCAGAAAGUGUUUGUUAAUAAAAGCAGUUGUGCUUUGCUAUUGUACAAUUUAUGCAUAUUUCACUUUUAAGAAUUAAAGCACUUUUCUGAAAACUAGUCAGCAUGAAAAGUAAGACAGAUGUAUUUCUUACAGGAGAAAGUUCAUGAUAACUUGUCUGAAUUAUCAGCGUGAUUGUCUCCAGCUAAGCAAACUGUAAUGUUCAGUAACCUUUGCUCAUCCCCACAACCCUUUUCAAGGGACCGCUAUAAAUCCCUUUAACAAAAUCUUGUGAAAGCCACAGUUGAAAGUCAAUUGUCAUUACAUAUUCUGUAGGUAUGUUUUAAUAUGUGCACAUGGAAGUAAUGGCUCCGGGUGACUGGAUACGUAUACAACCCAUGCAAUGACAGCUUAGAGACAUUACAGGUCACCAGAACCAGCGGAUACAGUAGCCCUAUCAUUCACAUGUUAUCUAUUAAUUAAUAUGGAAAGAACGUUGCAACCUGACGCUACUUCAGCGGUUGUGUACAAAGUCUACGGAGAGUCAAGACAAUUUUCUAAGUAUUUCCUGUCAAAAUUGGAAAUGUUUCUCGGUCCCAGAUUCAUAUCUUAUCGUCAUUUUUGCAAUGACUGACCUUCAUUGAGAUGACAUAUGAAGAAAAAAAGCAGCGUCAGGUUGCAACAUUCUUUCCAUGAAUAUUUGACUUUUCCGUAAGUUCAGAACCUCCCAGUUUUUAGAAGUUAAGUAGAAGUUGAAUUAGCGUAUAUGUUUACAUUCCCUGAUUCCUCUAGGUAGGAAGUUUUCUUCAGGCUAAUCAAAGUCACAAUUCUUAGUUCAUAUCUUUAUUGUGUAUUUGUGAAGUGCACAUAAUUAUUCACAAAUAUUGAAGCUCAAGAUGCAACAACAUCAUUUAAUUAUGUAGGUGUAAUUUUAGUAAACAUUUAAUCAUAAAAACAACAUACAGAGUGUGUUGAUGAACGAAAUACAUGUAUUACUAGUUGCUACAGUUUUGUAUAUACAAAUUGUAAUAUAAUGGCAUAAUAAUGUUUUGUAAUAUCGACCGAAAUUGAAAAGUCUAGUAGGCCUAAUAUCAACAUAAAAGUGCGAUAUUUUGCUUACUUAUUUAAAAAUUCACCUCAAACGUAAUGAUGGUUGAUCUCUAACAAUAACCAACGUAUUAAGUUUUAUUCAUUGCAAAUUUGAUGUAAAGUACUUGAAUUUUGUUAUUCAACAUCGUUGGGUUAAAGGUAUACAUUCAACAAGUGACCGCCGAAAUUAGUGCUUUUAAUUGUUUAGGCCUACUUGCCUUGUUUUAAAGUUCUGGAUAUACACAAAUAUCAAAAAAUGUCUGACCUACGGAGAAAAUAUUGGAAACUUCGUUUGUUUACAUCUAACUGGUAACGUCUACUAUAUCCAGCAGUGAGUAAAACCAUCCAAGUUUGAACCAAACUGUCAGAAUGACGCCGCAUAACAUGCUGUGUUAUAUACAGUCUAGAAUGGCCUGGUGUCUAUUCCAUACCGUUUACUUCAUACACUGCGUUGCAUAUAAAUAACCUCAUAACCAUAUACCGGUACAUACCACUACGUAACGAGCAUAAAAACUUUCAUAAAUACAGCGCGUUGAAUAAUAGCGCGCGCGUGAAUGGUACUUCACUUGUGUAGGAUUAUGGCCCGCGCGCCUCGCAGCAGAAAACUGCUAUCUCUCUCAAUCUCUAAGCUGGCAGGACAGCUCACAGCAAUCAAAACGUGACAGUGACGCUACAGUGAUUUAAUUUAUUUCUUGAGUGAGUUAAAAACAUGUAUCUUGCUAAUUGCCACGAUAUAACAAAACACUUGUUGACUGCUGUGAUAUGGAAUAUGUCGUUUUUGACCCCCUCGGAGCAAAUUUGCCGAGGGUGCUAUAUUAUGUGCGCCUCGGGUGUUUAAAAAAGUAUUCCACAUGACAGCAGUCAACAAUUGUUAUAUUUUACAGUAACAUGUAGCAAUCUUUCUAACUAAUAUAGUUCGCCAAAAAGUGCACAUUUGGGAAGAAAGUGUCCCUUUAGAGUUGCGUUCCCGUGCUCUUCAACAAAUUUCUAUUAAUAAAUUCAACUUGAUUUUUGAUUCAGACGGAAAAAAACCUCUUUUUCCCAUUUUUUUUAAUGUCUGCAACCUAAUGUCUGCAAACCUCCGAAAAAAGAGAGAGCGAGAACGGAAUUAUUGUCUGGCAGCCAAGAAAUCGAAAUUAAUAAUCGAAAAGUAAUAAUUCAAUAACUUAACUGGACCGAUUUUUUUCGGUCGAUAUUUCAUUCAAAAGUGAAUAACUUUUGUUUUGGCUGAAUGAAACUCGAAAAUAGCACGGGAAAUACAUUUUCUUUAAGUGGAUAAUUUCAAUAUUAAAAAUGAACCGAUAAAAUUCAUCUUAUUUGCAGUGUAGCCUAAAUCACGAUAGAAUUGUAAUUCGUCCUAGUUUUUGUAUAAAAAUUAUGUUUCAUGUUGAGAUCAGUGCUGUAAAAGCUCUUUGAAUGAACAUUGUUGUCGAGAUGUUCAACUAAUGAAAUGAGCCAGCUAGUUGAAAUUGGACGGGAAACCCUAUUAUACGUGAUCACGUUAGAUGUUUAAUGAAUGUGUGAAGUGAUCAUCAACAACUGUAACAGCACAGGAAAUGGUUAAAUUGUUAUAAUUCCGAUGCUGUUUGUAGGUAAAUCAGUUGUCAUAUGUAAUUACGUGGAUUGUUAUACAUUAAACAAUAAUGCAAUAACAA